Messenger RNA from Scophthalmus maximus (turbot), 3805 nucleotides. It is a transcript of the gene rnf34b, whose product is annotated as ring finger protein 34b. Gene Ontology annotation, cellular component: cytoplasm; plasma membrane. The coding region runs from base 552 to 1778 and encodes 408 amino acids. NCBI's taxonomy places the organism in Eukaryota, Metazoa, Chordata, Actinopteri, Pleuronectiformes, Scophthalmidae. Gene Ontology annotation, biological process: protein K48-linked ubiquitination; negative regulation of extrinsic apoptotic signaling pathway via death domain receptors; proteasome-mediated ubiquitin-dependent protein catabolic process. Gene Ontology annotation, molecular function: ubiquitin protein ligase activity. The record is from RefSeq and is a predicted model, not a curated record. The transcript is spliced from 9 exons.
AUGUCUUCCUAAAAAAAAAAACUGAGUGAAUAUCCCCUCUGUAAUCAUGCAGAUAAACCCAAUAAACUUCUGAAAAUUAUCUGUGCCAGUAGGGACGUGUUCAGACAGACUCUCCAAAUUGGAACAACUUGGCACAGCUGUUCCACGUGAUGUUUCAUGCGGCAAAACUCGUUUAAUUUCACUUACUCUCUGUUAGUGUAUUACAUCUGUUUUAACAAAGACGAGUGCUCAUCUGUCUCUUAAAAACGAUCUUUGCAGUGCUGCGUAAUGACGUCAGAGUCGAAAUCCCCGUCAACAACACCAUUCGCUAACUUUGAGAGGGGCGAACACGCUGUGAGGAAUUUGAUUGGUCGAAGCCGGUUUACGUUAGAAACACCAGCUUGGCGGCAAACAGCGCUGGAAACAGGCCGUUUAACAUCUCAACGUGAUGAGUAGCCUUUGUGCUAGCUUAGCGGAAGCAGAUCAAUGGAUCACAACACAAGUUAUCAUGACAAAACAUCAAAGGUGUUUCAGCAGCAGCCUUCUCUCCGAGGGUGUAAUUUCCUCCGAGGAUGAGAGAGGCGGGGGCGUCGUCCAUGUGGGCGUCAUGCUGCGGGCUGCUGAACGAAGUGAUGGGCACGGGCACAGUGCGGGCGCAGCAGCCAGGCUUUGGAGCAGGGGCGGGGCCCUUCCGCUUCGCCCCCAGCGCCGGCUACUCCACCUACCCACCCACCAGCUCAGGGAGCGCUGGGCAGCUGUGCAAGGCCUGCGGACUGGCCUUCUCCGUCUUCAGACGCAAGCACAUCUGCUGCGACUGCAGGAAGAGUUUCUGCGCCCUGUGCUCGGUGCUGCAGGAGAACCUGCGCUGCUGCACAACCUGCCACCUGCUGCGCGGCACGGCUUUCCAGCGGCCGCGGCUCAUGCAGCUCCGUGUGAAGGACCUGCGGCAGUACCUGCUGCUGCGCAACAUCCCCACCGACAUGUGCAGGGAGAAAGAGGACCUGGUGGACCUGGUGCUCUGUCAUCAGGGAGCAAGGGAGACCCAGAGAGCGGUGUUGGAAGAGGACGACGAGGAGGAGGAGGACGAAGACGAGGAAGAGGAGGACACGCAUGAGGAGGAAGAGGAAGAGGAGGAGGAGGAAGGGGGAGAUGACACAGACAGUCUGCACUCGCACGCUGCCUCGCCCCGCUCUGCCACGCGCUCCGCCUCUGAACAGUCAGUCCUCUCCGCCUCUCAGGGAGACGUGCUCAGCCCAAGUGACAGCUCAGGGACCACCAGCCAGGAGCACGAGGAUACUCCAACAGCGUCCCUCUUGAACCUGGAGCCCACUGAAAAUAUCAUAGAGGUCAGCCCGGCGACACAGAGGAGGAUCAGGGCGUCACUGUCCGAUCUGGACAACGAAGCCGCGAUAGAGAACCUCUCCGUCCGCCAGCUGAAAGAGAUUCUCGCCAGGAACUUUGUCAAUUACUCCGGCUGCUGCGAGAAGUGGGAGCUGCUGGAGCGAGUGCACCGACUCUACAGAGAGAACGAGCAGAACAGGAAAUCCAUGGAAAAUGUGAGCAUAACUGCAGUGGUUGCAUAUCCUCCACCUCUCUGCAACAGUGGAGUUGGAGAUGGUGUCAAGGCUCAGCUGGCGGCCGACGAAAACUUGUGUCGCAUCUGCAUGGACGCCAUCAUCGACUGCGUGCUGCUGGAAUGUGGUCACAUGGUCACCUGCACCAAAUGUGGCAAGAGGAUGAGCGAGUGCCCCAUCUGCAGGCAGUACGUGGUGCGGGCCGUGCAUGUCUUCAAGUCUUAAAACUCUUGAGCGUGUGCGCGUGGCGGAGCCGCCCCUCGAGGCGUGUGCACGUGGCCCGAGCUCUGACUUUCUCACUGAGGAUGAACUGCUGUGCAUGACGUCUCGCAGGGCCGAAUGCUGCAAGCAGGGCGCGAGCAACUUCCCGGUCUUUGAAAUCAGACGGUUGCCUCUGGCCUACCACGGUUAACCCCCCCCCGCUCAUACUUACUCAUGUUCCAGUCGCACCUCUCCUCCCUGGCGGACAGUCAUCAGCUGCACCGGGACACUCAUUCUCUCUCUCCUGGGUCUGAUAAACACACAGCAGAACCCCUGCCAUCACUUUCUACUCGCCGUUCUGUGUUUAGAUUCUGCUCACAGCAGAGGAGAGGAGAGGACAGUGGUCCUGUGGUUACUGGGAACGUGGAUCGGAUUUGUUCCGUGCGGUGAAGAGAAGCAGCGCAGAGAAAAAUAUAAGAUCCCAGGGUUUGAGUCAAUACGGUUUACACAGUCAUGCCACAUGACACCGUGUCAUCUCCCUCAGUGUUCUUUAGGAUGUGCAAUAUCAGACAAAAAAAAAAAAGAGAGACUUACACGUGUUUUUAGAAAAUCUCUCUUUGUUCAUUUGAGCACCACAUGCACCGAGUCGUCUCGCCUCACGCGCGGGAGGCUGUGAGGUGCCAAACAUUCUGCCUUUGAUGGAUAUUUGGGUUCGAGUUUCACUGUAGCUACAUGCAUCUCAUAACCAGCGAGCUUGGUGUGAUAGUUUACUCUUUUUUUUCUUUUCCUGUUUUCUCAAAUGAACUUCUUGGAAAACAAACAUGUGUUUGUGUAUACUUUUCGAACACCUACUGUGUGAAUGGGAGUUGCCAUUUUUUCCCGUCUAAAAAAUUCAGUGCACAGAUGUGAUUUCUGCCGACAACACGAACAGUGUAACCGCCGCUCAGUCACGUCACACGCAGCGCUGCAUUUACUGUUACAUCGACUGAAGUGUGAAAUAGACAGCAGUGCGACGUAAAACAAAUCCAAACCUGUUUACUGACUUUUCCCGAGCUUUCGACCACAGUUCCCGGUCUUCCUCGGCGGAUAGUUUCCUCUCGUGGCCCGAGGUGAUGACAUAUGACUCUCCAGGGGGGAGACCAUGAGAUGCAGCUCAAAGAAUUUUCAACUAUAUUUUGCAGACUCACUUCCUCUUUAAUUUCAAAUAACUUCCACCAAGCAAUACCGUUUAAUUUACAGGUCGAACCAAGUGUCGAUGUUUCAUUGUGUCGUCCGUCAACGUAGAAUCUUAGCUAACAGGUGCUACUUCCUCUUUUCUGAGUGUCAACGUCAACAUACCUUUUUCUUUUGUCAUGUUGUCGACGCGUCCUUCCAAACAUCCAUCACACAGUGAGAGGUAGAAGACUCCUGGUUUACUUUGACCUUUGACCUGUUAUGCAAAUGAAACACGUUUUGUUUUUUUCAUGAGAUCCAGUUAACUCCGAUGUCUCUAAAAAUCCGUGUGUACAGUAUGCCUGUGGUAUGUAAAAAAAAAAAGAAGCUAAUUUGCUGUUAAGUGAAUCGCAUACCGUAGAUAGUUUAUAUUGUUGUUUACUGAUAAGUUAUUAAAUGUAUAUUUUUCCAUGUACCUGGGAGACGACAUGAUUUAAAAUUCUAGUCAGUACAGAGGUUUAAGAAUAAAGAAUAUACUGUUUUUUCCAGAAUGUAUUUCUGCUAGUUUUGGUCAGGAGAGUUCCUCAGUCCUCUCUCGCCAUUAACGUUGCGCCAUGGUCUCGCUUCCUAGCAACAUCUCGUUGUCGUCCGCUUCGGAUCAAAAACUGACACUGACACCGUGCACUGUAACAAACACUGUAACUCUGUAAGUCUGCGUGUUGAUGCUGCUGUUUCUCAAAGAUGUCAUUCGUGGGGCAGCUACAGUAUUAUCAGAGUAGGAGGGUAACAUGAGCACUCAUAAUCCUGGAUCUUUAUAUUUUGGAAUGUUGAACCUUUUUAUUUUGGUAAACAAGAGAAAAUGAUUUAUUAGAUUCAAUAAAAUGCAGUACUACAAACCA